Messenger RNA from Antechinus flavipes (yellow-footed antechinus), 860 nucleotides. RefSeq names its product cytochrome c oxidase subunit 4 isoform 2, mitochondrial. The record is from RefSeq and is a predicted model, not a curated record. The transcript is spliced from 5 exons. Gene Ontology annotation, biological process: mitochondrial electron transport, cytochrome c to oxygen. NCBI's taxonomy places the organism in Eukaryota, Metazoa, Chordata, Mammalia, Dasyuromorphia, Dasyuridae. The coding region runs from base 107 to 673 and encodes 188 amino acids.
GAGGGAGAAGAGGCUGGACUCUGGCUCUUGUUCCACCCACCCCUAGGAGCAGCUGUUCUCCACCUCUCUCUCUCCCUGGGAGAGUAAGCCGGGUCGUCCUGCCCUGAUGGCACCAGCGAUGCUCAUUCUGCCCCGCUCUUCCUGGGUGCCCCUGGUGAGGAGAGGAGCCUCUGGGGUUCAAAGCAUCCGGCAGGCCCAUGGCUCAGGAGACACUGGUAAGGUCCACACCAGCCAUCCCACAGCCUGCAGCCGGAAGAUGCCUCCGUAUACAAAAUACCACGCAGAGCGCAAUUACCCCAUGCCCGAUGAGCCCUUCUGUAGUGAGCUGAGCCCCCAGCAGCGGGCGCUGAAGGAAAAGGAGAAAGGGUCAUGGAAGCAGCUUACAGAAGCUGAGAAAGUGGCCCUUUAUCGCAUGCAGUUCCAUCAGACCUUUGCAGAGAUGAAUCGACCAUCCAACGAAUGGAAGACGGUGUUGGGGGGAGUCUUUUUUUUCUUUGGCUUCACUGGACUCCUGAUAUGGUGGCAGCGGCUAUAUGUGUUUCGAGAGAAGCCCAUCACAUUGUCGGAAGACUGGAAGUCGAAACAGUUGCAACGAGUAUUGGACAUGAAGGGAAAUCCAAUUCAAGGCUUGGCUUCCCGGUGGGACUAUGCUCAGAAGGAGUGGAAGAAGUGACUCUCUGCCUGAACUAUCUUGGCUCAUGUUUCCAAGCCAAUAUAGACCUGUGCCCACCCAACUCUAUUCUUGGGCUAGCUCCUACUGACUGCUUCUAUUCUUUUCACCUCCUUUCUUUUUCCUUUUCCUCCAUCUGCAUUUCUCUUCCUGUACCCUUUUCCCCUCAAUAAAGAAAUAUCAAACCUGG